Messenger RNA from Ipomoea triloba (trilobed morning glory), 726 nucleotides. Its product is annotated as protein RKD1-like. The record is from RefSeq and is a predicted model, not a curated record. Gene Ontology annotation, molecular function: DNA-binding transcription factor activity. Lineage: Eukaryota; Viridiplantae; Streptophyta; Magnoliopsida; Solanales; Convolvulaceae. The transcript is spliced from 3 exons. Bases 1 to 726 code for a protein of 241 amino acids.
AUGGCGAACCAAGCUUCUUUUCCAUACGAAUUUGCCUACACCACUUAUGAUAUUGCUAGGUAUUCCUUAUGGGAUGAGACGACAUACCCAGCUUCUUCCUCAUCUUUUCCAAACAAAAUUGUUGACCCAUCUUCCGAUAUUACGGGGUAUUCCUUUUCGGAUGAGUUGGUCGACCCUACGCCUUCCUCAUCUUUACCAAACCACAUUUCUUAUCCAUCUUCCGAUGUUAUCGAAUAUCCUUUAUGGAUUGAUAUGGCGGAUGUCAUGAACCAAUUAAGUACGGAGGAAAAUGUUACGGUAUCAACAAGUGGUAUACUUGUAGAGGAAAAUGCAUUUCUAGUUGCAAAUAACGCAACUGUAGGAGGAAAUAUUAUUACAGAUUCUGUAGUUGUAGAAAUGAGUAUGAUUGAAACUCUUGCACAUAGGCAGCGGAAGAAUACGAGAAGAACUUUUUGUGAUUCAUCCACAAUAAGCAAGGAAAUGAUUUCCAAAUAUUUCCAUCUGCCUAUAUAUCGAGCCGCCAAGGAACUGAGAGUUGGGUAUACGAUUUUGAAGGAAAGGUGUAGAGAAUUAGGAAUCUUUAAAUGGCCAUAUCGACAAUUAGUGAGCUUGGAGAAGCUAUCAGGAAAAGUGCAGGUAUUUAGUAACAUCGAAAAUGACCCUGACAUAAAGGAGGCAGUGAAGGAACUAAAAAGUAGAAGGGAAAUGUUGCUAAGUGUUGGUUGA